This is a messenger RNA of Physcomitrium patens, 5114 nucleotides long. Lineage: Eukaryota; Viridiplantae; Streptophyta; Bryopsida; Funariales; Funariaceae. The record is from RefSeq and is a predicted model, not a curated record.
GGUAAAAUUUAAUAUUUAAGGGAUCUCAGUUACUUAAAGUGAUGACCUUGUGGACUACUUCAACGUAUGCCAUGCUUGCAUCCUUAAUUAAUCUUAAUGGAUAUGAUUUUUCUUAAACUCCAAGUUUAAAUAAGUCUACGACCUAAAUUUUCAAAUUUUUGUCAUUAUUUGACAAAUGAAUAAAUAAAUAACUAUAGCAAUAAAUCGAAAAUAAACAACAACGUAAAUCUUGACCCAUAUUAGGUUUUUGUAAUACUUUUUUUUUUCUUGUUUGUUUUUGUUUUUUCAUAAAAUCAACGGUUACACUUGAAAAUGUAGAUUGUUUGUGAUUUUAUAUGAUUACAUGUAAGAACAGAGAUUGGCUUUCAAAACAAGAAAACAUCAAGAUCAAACGCAAACCCAAAUAUGUUUGAUUAUGACGAUGAUUCAUGUUUAACAAAUACUUUAACAACAGUUAUGAAUUUUAUUGAAUUACAAAGAGUCACAAGCUAUUUGAUUGCAACUUCAAUUGAAGUUGAAGGUUUGUUUUCAAUACCCAUACCUUUGGAAGAUGUUCUUGAAGUCAAAAAAUGUUUCGAUUCAUGUGAUCCUCUUGAGACAAAGAACAUCAAAAUGAAGCACUUGAAUCCUCACAUUGUGGCGGCAUUAAUGUUAUUUUAUCUUAAAAAGCUCAAUGGCUAUCUUUUCACUGACCAACUUCACAGUGUUUUUGUUGCAAGUACAACAAUUUCAAAAUUGCGAGCAAGAGCUUACGUGUUACGCUUAUUGUUGAACCGCCUUCCUCCAUCAAAUUAUGCACUUCUAAAGAACAUUAUUUUCUUAUUCUUUUGUAUUAUUACUAAAAAUGAGGUUAAAACGACGGGUUCACCAGGAAUUAUUGAUACUUUGGGACCAUUAUUAUUAAAAAAGUCCUAUGAUGUAAAACAGUAUUCUGGAAAUACAACGCUUGUUGAAGUUUCCAACAUAUUAGCAUCAACCUUAGUUGGUGAAUGGAAUUAUUUAUUUAAUUAUCACAGAAUUAUUGGAAAAAGCUCAUCCAAUACAGUUUUCUUGAAGUUGUUGUCAUCAAAAUCUAUUUGUGGUACUGCUGAAACUAUUAAAACCUUUCAAAGUGAGAGACAAUUAAGCUUAAAUGAUCUGAAACAAAAUAAAAGUGGUGUAUCUUUAAAUCAUGAGGAUCUUAAAACAGUCAAGUCUUAUGAAGGAACCAAAUGCAACCACAACUAUUCUCAAAGGUGUCAAUCACACCUUUGCACAUUUGAAGUUUUUUAAUAAAUAUUAAAGACAAAACUAAAAUAAUCCAAAAUGAUUCCCAUUACAUUGGAGAUGGUAUGGAAUGUAAAAACAAAAAUCCUACAUUCAAAGCUACAUUUCCAUGCUCAAUCAAUAAAAUAUACCACACCUAUGAUGUCAAAUUAUCAAAAAACAAAUAUCAUGAUAAUGUUACAAGAAAAGAAUUUUCAUCAAACCAUGUAUUUUUUAAAAAUAAAAGUCAAAAUGCAUGCAAUUCUUUUUACACUUCUCACUCUAAAGAUAUAGUCACAAAUCAAAUAUACUUAAAUAUGCCAAAUCCUUGUGAUGAAAGCAAUGGUGAAAAUGAUGUCCGCAUCAAUUGUUUUAUACCUCAAUAUUGGAAACAUCGAUUUAAUCUUGAUGAUAAUAUUGACUUGUCCAACAACAUUGAUAAAAAAAUGGUUGAUCUCGACUUCUUUGAAGAUAAUAACAAUUAUGCAUUAACUUCUCAAAUCAAUGCAAGAUCCAAAACUUACAAAGAAUUUCAAUACAAAUGCAAAAAAAAUUCCUCGCCCAAUAAAUGUGCACCAAAAACAAAUGAAAUAUUUUUUUGCGAAAAAAAAACACAUGCAACUUUUAAAACUUUCAACAAAAGGAAUAAAGUUUUUGAGGCAUGCUUGAAAAUGAAUUCACCAUGCAAAGAUAAAUCCACAUUGUCCAUCAAUCCAAUGUGCCAUAAAUCAAAUUUUGUUUCAAACAAUUUUUUUAAUAUUAGCAUAUUUUUCCAUAAUAUCCAUGAUGGAAGCGGGUUGCUCAACUUUCAGAACAUAUAUGAAGAUUUUUGUGUGUUUAUUUCAAUGAUUUAUCUGAACAAACAAGAUCAUGCUCAUUUUUACAAGCCAAAAAAAAAUGGGCAAAUACCCAAAUAUAUUGAUAACUCUUAUGAAUUAUUAAAAGAGUAUGCUUUAUUUCAUUUGAAAAAAUAUAAUUCAUUACUGAAACGUGGUGAAAAAACAAACAUUAUUAACUUCAAAUUUUUAUCAGAUAAAAUGUUAGAGUCUAACACCAAUUCAUCAAACAUUGAUUAUGGAUUUAAAAUUCUAGAAAAGACAUGUGAUCAAAAAGAAUCCUACAAUGAUGGCCAUCAUAACAUAAAAAAUAUUCAAAACAUACUAAGUUUUUUGAAUCAUUUAAAAAAUAUAAUAAUUAUAUGCAUGAACUAUAGGAAAGAUCACAAAAAUAAUCUCAUUCCAAGAAACAUAUUUUUGGAAGCUAUAUUCAAGAAUGAAAUAAAAAAUGAUAAAAUGUUAUCAGAAAAUGACAUUAUGGAGUUUCUUUCAUCAAAUAUUUUGAAAAUAAACAAGAAUAUUGAAUAUUUUUUAACUUUACUAUAUUCAAAUGAUUUAAAAAAACACAUUUUGUUCCAACACUUAAAACCUUUAUGCACAAGAAAUCCUCUUUUGUUGACAAUUCAAGACAUUGUAACACCAUCACCUAAUUCUAAAAGUGAUGAAAGUAAUAAAAAUAAUAAAAAUAAAAAUGAUGAAAACUUUUUAAAUCAUUCUACUCCAUGUAUGAAUUCUUGUGUGCUUCCCUCUAAUCUUCAACCAAGUCUUUCAUUUCCAUCUUUAUCUAUACCUCGUCAUUCACCAAUAAAUGAAGAUGAAAAUUCUAGUGAAAAACAUUCAACAAGUUUUCAACAUCAAGCUCAACCAACUAAUGGCUCUAAACCAUUUUGUAUUCCCCCACCUCCUCCUUUGCCACCAUCAAAGAAGAAAAUUGUUCCACAAUCUUCUACCCAAAAAUUAGAUGUUAUUAAAAAUGUAAUUAUUCCACCUCUUUCAUUAAAACCCAAACAAGACUCCAACACCAAUGUUGUUGUAAAACCAAAGUUUAAACAACUUGUGUGGGAUAAAAUAACACCAACAUCAACAAAUAAAACCGUUUGGUCAAACACCUCAUUGACCAAUGUAAAAAUGGACCUUCAAGAGCUCGAAUCAUUAUUUGCUCUAAAAGAAGUUGUACCAAAAAAAACUACUUUCAUUGAUAGAAACACAAACAUUAAAAAACUGCAAGUAGUGAGUAUUUUGGAUCUCAAACGAGCACACAAUGUGAAUAUUCAAUUGCGGAGUUUGCGGACUCCAUUGCCAAAACUAUUGGAAGCACUUCAAAACAUGGAUCAUGAUAUUCUUACAUCAGAGGUUCUCAUGGUGAUGCAUAAUACUCUACCAAAUGAGGAUGAUGUCAAACUAUUACAAAACUAUGUUGGUGAUGUUGAUCCUUUGGCUGAAAUUGAAAAGUACUACUUGGAUUUACUAAAGAUUCCAAGAUAUAAAAAUAGAAUUAAAUGUUUAGCAUUCAAAUUACAAUAUAAAGCAACUUAUGAACAGACUCAACAUGAUUUGGAAUUAAUUGAAAAGGCUUGCAAUCAACUAAAAUCAAGUCAAACUCUUGUUAAAAUUUUGGAGAUGGUUUUAGUUGCGGGAAACCAUUUGAAUGGCGAGUCAUUUUGUGGGUCUGCAAGUGGUUUUAAGCUUGAUGCAUUGUUGAAGCUAAUGGAUGUAAAGGGAUGUCACAAGAACACCACAUUGCUCCAUUUUGUAGUAGCUGAGCUUUUAAAGAUGGAUGAACAGGUUGGGAAAUUAUCAGAAGAAUUGAGAGAAGUAAAAUUAGCAGCUAAUUUGAGUUUGGAUAGGUUAAAUUCAAAUUUGAAAGAACUUGAACGUGGCUUAGAGAUUCUUAAUCAAGAGAUUCGAGAUAUUCAUUCAAACAAUACAUUGGCAAACUCAAAUGAAUUAAAAUUUAUUGAAUCAAUGGUCCCAUUUGCUCAAACAUCAAGCAAAGAUUUCAUCAUAUUACAAAACAUGGCAAAAUCAUCAUUGAAUAAACUCAAGGAUGUUGCAAUGUAUUUUGGCGAGCCCGUUAAAGGAGAUCAAAACACCAAUUUGUUUAAAAUCAUGCGUGAAUUUCUUUUCAUGUUUGAUUGUGCUUGCAAUGAAAUUAAGAAAGCAAAAAAACAUAAAGACAAUGCCAUGUCUAUAUCUCAUGCACAACAAAGGCCUGCAAGUGCCAUAUGUCAACCAAAAACUGCUCUUCAAACCACAAAUCUAUAUCAUGAAGAACAACUUGAAAAUACUCCAUCUUCCAAACUCUCUCUAAUUGAAAGAAUUCAAGGAAGGAAAUCUUGUACAUCAUUUCCAGAAGAACUUGAGAGUAUUCAACUGAGGAGACCAAGCACAUCUUCCAACACUCCUUUGAGGACUCACACAGUGUCAUCCACUAAUAAUAGUUCUAAUGUUGUUGCAAGUGCACAGGAAAAGUUAUUGCAAAGCAUUCAAAACCAAUCGCAACAUUUUGACUCAGAUUGGUCCACAAAUUGAUUAAAACGUUGACACACACACACACAGAAUAUGAUAGUUUCUUUUGGUUUAAAAAAAUAAAAAAUAAAAAAUAAAAAAAGUUUCGCUCAAAAUGCAACAAGGUCAAUUUUGUAAAAGUUGAUUUUAAAUACCAAAAAUGUAACAUUGAACCAUACUCUCUCAUGACUCAGAUCUUCAACUUUGAUAGAACCUGAUCUCUUUUCAGCUUAAUCAGCACCACAUUGUGAUCUUGCAAAGUUUUACCAUUGGGGGUGUUCCCUCGCUCUCGUUCUCUUUCACCCACACAAAUACAUUUACACACACAAUGAGUAGGGAGAAUCAUCACUCACUCAAUGUUUGCAAAGCAAAACCUGACAGUUGAGUUGGAAUCUCUUCGAAGAAAGCAUAAAGGCUAUCGACAUUCUCAGUCAACGCAAGACAGGAAUGAAUCCUUCACGCCCACUUCACACCUAGUUUUGAGAUCUGUUUGUAAACUAACCUUUGACAAUGAAAGUGCUGGGU